Messenger RNA from Hypanus sabinus (Atlantic stingray), 9923 nucleotides. It is a transcript of the gene crk, whose product is annotated as v-crk avian sarcoma virus CT10 oncogene homolog. Gene Ontology annotation, molecular function: protein binding. Bases 139 to 1077 code for a protein of 312 amino acids. Lineage: Eukaryota; Metazoa; Chordata; Chondrichthyes; Myliobatiformes; Dasyatidae. The transcript is spliced from 3 exons. The record is from RefSeq and is a predicted model, not a curated record.
CCGCGACGGGCGCCGAGUGGCUUCUAUGAGGUAAAUCCACGGCGGCAGGCUUCUCGGAUUGUGCUGAGCAGCCGAGCCCCGGGGCCUGCGGCCUAGUCGGCGGGCUGCUGCUGGUGGCGGCCGGCGCCGCCGGGCAGGAUGGCGUCUAACUUCGACGCGCAGGACUGGGCGAGCUGGUACUUUGGCAGCAUGAGGCGGGAGGAGGCGGUGUCGCUGCUGCAAGGCCAGAGGCACGGCACUUUCCUGGUGAGGGACAGCCACACCAUCCCCGGCGACUACGUGCUGAGCGUGAGCGAGAACUCGCGGGUCUCCCACUACAUCAUCAACAGCCGCCCGCAGGCCGGCUCCGGCUCCGGCCCCGGCCCGGCCCGGUUCCGCAUCGGCGACCAGGACUUCGAGCACCUGCCCGGCCUGCUCGAGUUCUACAAGAUCCACUACCUGGACACCACCACCCUGCAGGAGCCGGUGGCCAGGCCCCCGCACCUCGGGCCCGGGCCAGGCCAGGGCGGCCCGAGGCAGCACACCGACGCCGAGUUCGUCCGCGCCCUCUUCGACUUCCCGGGCAACGACGAGGAGGACCUGCCGUUCCGCAAGGGCGACCUGCUGCGGGUCCUCGACAAGCCCGAGGAGCAGUGGUGGAACGCGCAGAGCGGCGACGGCCGCUGCGGCAUGAUCCCCGUGCCGUACGUGGAGCGCUGCCGGCCCGGCUCGGUGCUCGGCCCGGCCGGCAGCCCGGACAGCUCGCAGGCUGGCACCCCGACGCAGCAGCAGCAGCCCGAGUUCGGGCCCUACGCGCAGCCGAGUGUCAGUACCCCGCUGCCCAACCUGCAGAACGGGCCGGUGUACGCCCGCGCCUUCCAGAAGCGGGUGCCCAAUGCGUACGACAAGACGGCGCUGGCCCUGGAGAAUCUGGGCAUCUUUCACCAGGCUGUUUCAGAGGUUGGUGACCUAGUGAAGGUAACCAAGAUCAACGUGAAUGGCCAGUGGGAAGGAGAAUGCAAUGGUAAACACGGUCACUUCCCUUUCACCCACGUCCGACUUCUUGAUCAACAGAACCCUGAGGAGGACCUAAGCUGAGUGGAUCUGUUUUAGAAAACAAAAUGAUUUGAAUUACAGAUGGGAACAGACUUUCUACAGUUCCAUUUUCCAACAAACUGGUCCCCGCCCAACCCCACACCCGGAGACUUUGGCCUUCUAAUGUUUACACUAGCCCAGUGAGAUUGCAGUUAACUUGCCUAUGGAACUAUUGAAAGUGUUUAGGUUGCAGUUUGCAGCCACGGUUCUGGUGUAUGCUUUAACGGUUACGUUCUUUGGUGAGUAAUGUUCACAUGAUGGGCACAUUCGGAGCUGAGAACAAUCAGAGUUUCUUUCCUAACUAAUCAAUGUUCCUGCAAGUAUGCUGUGGCUGUGGAUCUGGAUGUAUGUGUGAGAUUUGUAAAGAGCAAAUGGAACUCUCCUAUGGCCAGAUGGGCAAUGAUGGUUGCAGUGCCACACUAAAGCAUAUCUCAGCCCUGUACUUUGCUGGUCUUGUUUUUGAUGCCCCUAAGUUAGAAAAGGGAGAUUCAACCCAAGUCAUCCAGUGGCCCUUCUACAACAGCCAGUUUGUGGUCUUUGGAUGAAGGUAGGGUCAAGGUCUGUAAUUAUACCUUGAUUGCAGCUGGUAGUUCAGCUGUACAAGGAUCAUGUUUGCAGGGAGUAUCAGGGUAGUGGAGCAGGUGCAAUGACGAUGGCCUCUUACAUGAUCUCACACAACAUCAAGGUUCAUGGUUGCAAAUACUAAACACUACUGGAUAGGGAAACACAAGAGGUCCUGCAGAUGCUGGAAAUCUAAAUUAACACAAAAUACUGGUGGAACUCAGCAGGUCAGGCAGCUUCUAUGAAAAGGAAUAAAGAGUUGACAUUUCAAGCUGACACCCUUUGAAUGUUGUUGCUUUUUACGGAAAAGGCAUGAUUCUUGGCCCAAAAUGUCGACUGUUUAUUUUUCUCCAUGGAUGCUGUCUGACCUGAGUUUCUCCAGCAUUUUGUCUGUAUAGGGAUGUACCUUUAGCUGAAUAUUAAGCAAAUGUUUAAGAUCAUUUAUGUGAAUCACUUCAGUCGGGUAAAUGAGUAACAAAAUGCUGGAGGAACUCAGCAAGUCAUGAAGCAUCUAUGGAAAACAUUAACAGUGUUAAUGUUUCGAGCCAAGACUGUUCAUUGGGAAAUCCCCUCCAUAGAUGCUGCUUGAGCUGAGUUCCUGCUGCAUUUUGUAUGUCUUACCCUGGAUUUCCAGCAUCUAACAGAAUCUUUUGUGAAUAUGGUAAAUGGUUUUAUUUUGCAGUAACCAUUAAAGAGACACUAAUUUUGGUCUGGGUAACUGAUAGUGUUCACCGAUAUUGACUUAAUGGCUGUUAGAAUGUGUUCAUAUCUCGGUGACGUUUUGAACGUUUGGCUGUCUGAUCUGUAAACGUCAAAUGCCACUUCAUCUUUCAGGCCUUUUCCAAGAUGAGUUUUGCCAAACAACAAACCUAAGUAAUUUUAGGAUUUUAGAAGAGAUGCAAGUGUUUUUUUUUAAAAACUUGCUGCCACAUUAAACCAGGAAACACUACAAAAGAUUAAUGCUUGAUUUUGGGAGGGUUUAAAGCAAGUUUAGAUCUUGUGUGUUAAUAGUGUGCAGCAAGUUUAUGGUGGGGGACAAGGGCAAUGAAUUAACCAUGUUUGUUUGUCUUCUGAUCAAUCAGUGCCUAAUGACCAAUUAUUAAUCUACGCUUUGGCAUUCCAAAGCAAAGAAUCAUGUUUCUCAACAGCGUUAAUGAAAAAUGUUUUCCUGUAUCAUACACUACCUACAUCUUGGCACAUUCCUUGGAUGGUUCCUUCUCUCAGACGCAUAAUGGACCCCAAGAUACAGUCUUCCAGUUGUUACUUUAUAUGAAGCCUUGUUGCUCCAUGACACAAUAACAAUCUAAUGAAUUGUACAGGAAGACGUAAUACAACACGUACUUCAUCUUCUGGACUGAACUGCGUCUUAAUCUCUUGUGUUACGUUUAACAUAUAGCACAGUUAAACAUAGCAGCUGUACUAACACUUUUACAAAUGUCUUCUCUGAAAUUUGUUUUCCUUUUUUAACCUUUGUUCAAUUUCUGUUCUGAUUUCAGAUUAUAUUGAAAUUUUGUUUUUAAAUUCAGUGUAACAAAAUCUGGACUUGUAUUUAUUGUUAUAGGGUUGCUGUGACCACUUUUCCUUAAUGCCAAUAGCUUGGAGUGGUGCGUGGAGCAUGUAGCCAGUGAUGGCAUCAGGACCUGCUCCUCAAGUGCUUGUCAUAAUGAUUUUGGCAAAGGCUGGAGAUGUGAAACAAGUGGGAUGGCAGGGAGAAUUGUGUUCAUUAGGGGAAUAAGCAUCUCACCUAAAUAUUCAGCGGCCAAACAUUUCUAUGCAAUUUAUUGUUACUUCAGGCCUGUUUCUGGUAGUUUGUUAAUAAGUGAAUUUCUUUUCUGCUCCCCACACCCCAAAGAAAACAAUGUGAUAUCCAUUAAAACAAGGUUUUAUUCAGCCCUGUGAUUUGUGAGAUCCCUCUGCAUUUCUCACUAGCCAUCAGUACUCUAUGGUUAAAUUUGAACCUAUGUCCAUGUGUGUUGCUUCAUCUGAGAGAGAGAGAGUGAGUGUGUGUGAAAUGGAAAGAAAUCAAUGGUUGUAUCUCACAUCUGCCAUUUAAAGUACAGGAGACAUCACAUCAGGACAUGUCUUUGAUGGAGGUGAGUUUUUAAAAUCUUACCCCCUCCAUUGUAUCCCCCUUCCAUGCACAUUUAAAGUAAGCAAUGACAUAAAUGAUAGCUUGGGUCUUGAGUUUCACCUGAGAAUAGUGAAUAAUCGUGGCCUGAAAAUGUGCUUAAAGGAUUUUUUUUGAAUUACCUGUGUCCACACUUUGCUUGGACAGGCUGAUAAUGGUUGCAAAGGAGCGAGUGAGUAACACGUGUUCAUUUUCAAACACUGUUUUCUGUGUCUGCGGGUCGUGGGGUAAGAGGCAACAGCAAUGUGGAUACUUCUGACUUUUGGUAUAUGUAUUGACUUCCAAAGCCUAAAUGAAGUUCAGUUUCAAAGCACAUCUAGAACAGCAUACACAUUUCCCAAACAAAAAUUGGUAUAUAAGUUUUUGGCUGCUACCCCGUAACAAAUACAAUAAUUUGUAAGGUAAUUGGAGGAAAAAUGGGAAUAGUUAGGAUGAGCUUCCUUGGAGACAGGAGGUUAUACACUAGUGCUGAUGGGGUUCUGUACUUAUCUUAACUACACCUUGUUUUUUAAAACAAAACAAAUGCAUCAAAGCUGGAAGAAGUCACCUGAAAGUAUUAAUGGCGUGGGCUUGGUUUCCUGUUAGUUUCCCCGCCUUUGUCACAUUACUUGUCAAUCAUGGAAUUCACACUUUGUAUGAGAAUACUAUUACUAGUAGAAAUUAUAUGAACAGUAUUAAGUUUAUAAUUCAAAGAAGAUCUUGUAGUUACAGAUGUUUUAUAAUUAUGGGGUCUUAGUAUUUGAGCCAGCCCUCUGAGCUUGGGUCACCUUUUCUACAAAGCAAUGAUGGCUCAGGCUACUCCAUUAUCUCCAUAUUCCUUCAUCUUUAUCUCACCGUCCUUUGUUGCAAUCAGUCAGUUAGCUUUAGAUGGUUGAAAGUGAAAAUGAAACCAGCUGAAUGAAGGUUUUGAGCCAUUGGAGGGUCUGGGACACUUUUCAAGACGAAUGGUAACUUUCCCCUUGCUGGUGCAUGGGCAAAACCAUUGGGUGUAGCUCAUGAUUUAAUUUUUGCUCUUAUUUUCCUGUGUAUUGCUUCUUAAACCCAUCAGUCACCCUGCAGGGGCAUAAGCUGCCAACAGCUGCUUGCCAGAGUCUUCUGUCCUGCACCAGUCUUUCGGGGUUUUCCGGGUGUAGCUCAUCUUGGUGUUUCCUUCCUCUCCCUGGGAUGAGGUCUUUGGAGCUUCUGUUGGUAACAGAAUUUUUAUGAUUUAUGGGGUUGCUAGCCCCAUACCAAACUGUUGUCUUUUCAUAGCCAGGCUUGGGACUGUUUAUGGCAGAAUUACUUUGCAUUGCUGCUAUGUGGAAUAUCUUGGAACUUGAGGCCCCCAGGCUGCUGCCCACCUUUCCAUUUAGCAGCCAAUGUAAAGAAUAUUGCAAAUCUGGGAUUUAUUUAUUUGACUCUUCCUGACACCAUAAUACAUGGGAGCCUUGGGUCCAUCGAGUCCAUCAUUUCAUCAUGGUUAAUUUAUUAUUCCUCAGCCUCUUUCUGCUGCCUUCUCCCCAUUACCUUUGACAUCCUUACUAAUCAAGAACCUAUCAGAUUCCACUUUAAAUAUACUCAAUGAUUUGCCUUCUGAGGGAAUGAAUUGCACAGAUUCAGCAGCUUCUGGCUAAAGAAAUUCCUCUUCCUCUCCUAUUCUAAAGGAAUGUCUUUCUAUUUUGUGUCUGUCCUCUGGUCCUCCAUGACACAACCAUGUCAGCAAGCUAAUACAGCUUUCCAGAAGUGGGUAUGUUCUCAUUACGUUCUGGAAUUGCCUGUAAAAUGUAAUGAUUCAUUACAUUAAGUGUUUUAAAUGUGAUUUAUUUCACCUCCAGUUCGCACUAAGUCCUGGUUAUUACAGUUUUGUUAAUGUGUGGAUUUUCUGCAUGGAUUUUGCAGUCAUAUUGUUGGUAGCUCUCCCCAUCUUUUUGGCAGGGUUACCAUACCUAAUCGUUAGUGACUGGAAAAUAGUGAGAGCAUCUGCAGGUGAUUACCUGCCAAUGCUUGCUCAAAGAGCCAGUGGAAUCUAUUCAACGUUAUUGCUCUCGAAGGCAUGCUAGAUAAUAAUGAGACAGUAGUAGUUUCUACCAAAUGAGGUUGAGGAAAUGUGGAAACAAUUCCAUAUCACAACAGCACAUGUACAGUCUGUGGAGCCAAAACUUCUCGAGUCUCUUCUGGUGGCACCUUCAAUUGCAGAUUUAAUUUAUUUUUUUGCCAGGCAAGAAUAGAAUUUGCUUAUUUGAGUGAGUUGUCCUGGUUAGAAACUGGUGGAAAUUUGCACAGUAGGUUUCACUUGUGUUAAAAUUCAAGGUGUUAUUGAUAUUCCAAUGUCAGUGUUACUCUAAAGCCAUGACUGAAAUCGGGUUUAUUACAUGUAUUUGAAGUUUCCGUUUCUGCCCAUUGAAGACUGCAGGUCUCAUGGCCGUUAACUUUUAAACUCCCUCCUACAGAUCCUGUGGUUAAAAUAUCAAACUCUUUAAAUGUAGAAAUGAACUGAGCAAGUGGUAAGUCUCUGCUGUUGUAUUUUGCAUCUCCAGUAAAAUUUUGAAUGUUUCAGGUCUCUUGCAGGACUAUUGUUGCAGGAUUUUCACUUCAGCCUGUUUUGGGCUGUUGGGGAGGUCAUGAUUUCCUUGCCCUGCUUGCCCUUGUAUACCUGAUACAUGAAAGUUAAUCGGAGUUUAAACUGGCCAUUUGGGAAAGAUAAUUAUCCUGGAUAAAACUGCAGGCAUAGCUGAUGUGUAGACUUUGAUAUCAAAGCAUUGUGAUGAGUGCUCGAUAUGACAGUAUUGCAAGAAGCUGGUGCAGAUGCAUGUAUUCAGGAUAUAAUAGCUCUUGUGAUAGUUUUCUUCCUUCGUCUCCUUUCUUACAUAUUUAAUUCAAUUCCAAUUUAAUUUCUGUAGAUGCAGUUCUUUCUACUUCCUACACCAAAUGAAACUAUCUUUAAACUCUAUGCCAUCUAUAAAAUAUUAUUUAAGGUUCUGGUUAUGGCAUUUAAGAAUUGUGGUUAAUUAUUUGGAGAUAAUGAAUUAAGGAACACAGCCUGGGUUUGACCUUAAUAGCCCAUCACUGCAAAUAUUCAAAGUGACUAAGGUGGUAAACUUACAGCCACAUGCAUGGAAGAAUCUUCUUUGUCAACUUCCAUUUGGCCACUAUUUUACAUAGCUAAUGAAAACUAAAUGCUGUUUAUUUUGAAAUACUUAUUUAACACAAAAUUUUCCAAUGGUUUAAUAAAUGUUCAGUGUUAACUGGUAAAGAGGACCAAUGUCCUUCCCUGAUUCUACACUAUACCCUGCCACUGCCACUGAGGUGGAGAGGUCCUGAAUGGAACUUGCCAAUAGUUUUGCUGCUGGGAGAGACAAAUGGGAAUAUAGGCCUUCCCUCUGGACUUCCUCAGCUGUAGUGCUUGGUUUGACUGCGCCCUUAACCACAUACCUGUAUGUCCUGCUGAUGAACAGUCAGUCCCAGAUGGGGUGGGAUAUUCACUAUUAUAAAGUACAAGUAGUGUCUGACCAGUUGGCAGGACUGAUAUUGUUGUGAAUGUUGGACUUGCUGAGAAAAUCAUUGAACAAUUGCCACUACACAGGCCUGAUCUCCCCAAGUCAAUGUAACGAGUAAGUACAUCAGCUGUAUGAUGGAACUGUGAAAGCUGGCCCAUCAUGUGCCAACCCUUUAUUCCCCUAUAUUUUCAUCCAUGUGCCUAUCUAAUAAUCUCUUAAAUAUCUCCACAGGUUUGCUAUAAAGCUGUUACAAAGAGGCAGCAAAUAUUAAUGAAGCAUUUGAAAGAUGUUCAGUGUGCAUUUUGGGAGGGGGUGAUGGGUCAAGAGGCAGUCUGGAAUGAGAGGGUUGCACAGAGGAAAGACUUUAGAUUAUCAAGAUGUAGUGCUGCAUAGGACAAAAUAUUUCUAAUGUUCUGAUACUGGAGGACUCCUCUCUGCAAUGAUUAAUGGAGCAGUGUUUUGUGCCACAUAAUACCCCCGGCCAUCCAACAUGAAUGCAGUUUGAAUGUGUACGUGGAGAAGUAAAACAUUGAUUACUUUGUCUCCGAUCUGCUCUAUUAAUGUUUGUUGAUGAGACUUUCCUUUACUGGAAGAUGGUGAAGUAAACCAUCCUGACAAUUAAGAAAUACACUCUUGCGUUUCCCUGGAGCUCAGUAGUUCAGAGUAUUUCUCACUAGGGUACUAAGCAGGAUUAUAGUCUGAGCUAAUCUUGAAAUGGAAGGAUGGGGAUGAAACUAUUUGUUCUUCUGUCCCACCCAUUAGGGACCAGUGACAAAGCAUGCCAACUGAGCUGUUUCACCUUAUGCUAAUCAAAGUCUCCCAUGUGAAAAUGGGAGUAUAGCAUUGCAUGGGAGAGCUUUGGCCUCUGUCCCUAUCAUUUGUCAAUUUUUAAUUAUCUAUAAUUGGAGCCAUGUUAAUUUUUAUCUGUGCUAUAAGACCAUGUUGACAGUGAAGCCUAAUUGCUUGCACUGCUACUUGGGUAUCUGAACCAAGGUGGGAUUCUGAUUCCUAUCCCCUUUCCAAUCUCUGCAUCAGGUGAGAUUGACUAAGUGCCACAUUCAAGGCAAUCAUUUGGCACUUGAAAACCCAACAGGUUGCACUGAAAAAUGGGUAUCUCUACAAUCAGCUGGCUAUUCUGGCCAUUGUUAAUCCAAACACUCUGGGAUCAGGCUUUUGUCCACUAACUGGAGUUACUUUGCACCUUAAGUUUUUAACCCAUUAAUGGCAUUGCAUCCCAGAAGAUAAAAGUUGCAUAUUCUGUGUUUUCACAUUUGAGAAGUUUGGAUAAGUACAUGGAUGUGGGGUGCAGGUUGAUGGGAUUAGACAGAAUCAGUUUGGUAUAGGUGGGAUGGGCUGAAGGGCUGUAUGACUUUAUAACUGCCUCAUGUACAAACUGACAUUCUACAGUUCAAAGAUAGUUUUACUGUAAUACAGACACUAAUGUCAGGAAAGGUUUGGAAUCCCUGUGACUGCGUGGGUUUCCUCCGGGUGCCCUGGUUUCCUUCCACAUUCCCAUGUGAUAAUCUGCAAUCCCAGUGCUUGCGGAGUACAUGGCCUGCAAGAUUAGUUGAAACUGGGAUAUUGACAGCGUUUAAGACAUCUCUACUGAAUACUUGUGCAUCACACAAAAAGCCAGAGGAACUCAGCAAGUCAGUAGCAUCUCCUGAAGGGGGAAUGAACAGUUGACAUUUUAGGCUGAGGCCCUUCAUCAAGUUUCCAUAGAUGCCAUCUGAGUUGUUUCUCUAGCAUUUUGUGUUACUUUGGAUUUCCAACUUAUACAUGCCUGACAUAUUCGCUAGACAUAGAGGGCUACAUGACAGGGAUGAGUUUGGCUCAUGGCCUGUUUCUAUGCUGAAUAAUUGUAUGCCUGGUGCCACUACCCAUUUGCAAAAUUGAAUAUGGUUGAGCAAGGCAUUAGCUAGCGUUUAAAUGGAGGGUGGGGGGGAGAGAUGAGGUCUUCACUGUGGUCUAUGCUGCCAUUACCAAGAACCUGUGUUAAACAGCUGUCUAGCAUUUUGUGUAAAUGCGGGGUGCUGCUGGUGUGAAUACAAUUGUAUCCCAUCCUGCAGCUGGUUAUGAGGAACUUGGAGUGGGAUUUGUUUACAGACCUGUGGUGGGUAGCACUAACUUGAUGCAGACAUUGGGUUGUAACCACACUGCUGCUAAUUUCAUCAUUGUCUAUGGGACUGACAAAAGAAUUGUCCAAGCAUUACAAAUUUUCUCUAUUCAGACCUCCUAGUUUGGGGUUCUGUUAAGGACUAAGCCUGCCUCAUUCCAAACAUGACCUGCAGUUAUUACAGGACAUGCAAGCAAUUUUAAAAAAGUAAUAAAGUUAACACAUUUCCAUCAUUUCUAUCCACUCAUAGAGUUCAAAAUUGAGGAAUCCUGGUUGAAUUAUGGGUUUGACUUUGUUUUGCUACAAAAACAAUGUCCAUGCAGACUUCAACCCUCAGCAAAUGUGUUAAGAUGCUCUUAUUUUUGUAAUUAUACUGUACCUUGUCAAGCUGUCGGGAGGGGGAAUUCUGGGUUAAUACUGUGGAAAUGUUAUUGCAUUGUUAAUAUGAAGAGAUGAACCAUCUACAACACUAUAUUCUCCAUGACAAUUAAAAUACAUCUUUAUUUUCUGUAGCAUGUAUUGUAAUGUAUGUUUAUUAUACCUAGCAAAUAAAUCACUUUGGAAAUUA